AUGGCUGCUGUUUUCCCAAGAACUUGUUACAAAUGUGGAGAAGUCGGACACGUUGCUGACGACUGUACCCAAGAGGAGAGAUUGUGCUACAACUGCCACAAACCAGGUCACGAAUCUGGUGACUGUCCAGACCCAAAACAAACCAACUCCAAGCAAUGUUACUCAUGUGGUGAUGUUGGUCACAUUCAAACUGAAUGUCCUAACCAAGCUCAAGGUACCAAGUGUUACAACUGUGGUCAAUUUGGUCACAUUUCAAAGAACUGUACCCAAGAGUCAAACGGUCAAACACACGCUGCUCCAGCUUUCAGAAAAUCUUACGGUAGAGGACCAGCUUCAGGAACCACUUGUUACAAAUGUGGUGGACCAAACCAUUUCGCUAGAGACUGUCAAGCCGGUAACGUGAAAUGUUACGCUUGCGGAAAAGCAGGUCACAUUUCAAAGGACUGUAACUCUCAAGGUGGUGCACCAAACGCUGGUUCCAAGACUUGUUACAACUGUGGUAAGCCAGGUCACAUUUCAAAGGAAUGUACCGCUUAA
Lodderomyces elongisporus is the source of this 537-nucleotide messenger RNA. RefSeq names its product mRNA-binding translational activator (gene GIS2). Gene Ontology annotation, molecular function: translation regulator activity; single-stranded RNA binding; zinc ion binding. Lineage: Eukaryota; Fungi; Ascomycota; Pichiomycetes; Serinales; Debaryomycetaceae. The record is from RefSeq and is a predicted model, not a curated record. Gene Ontology annotation, biological process: positive regulation of cytoplasmic translation. Gene Ontology annotation, cellular component: cytoplasm. The transcript has a single exon. Bases 1 to 537 code for a protein of 178 amino acids.